CAGUUACUCCUCUCUCUCUCUCUCUCCCCCCCCCUCUUUUUUUCCCACUUAGACCAUUUCAAAAAGCAGUUUGCAAGAUCAAAAUUCUUAGCAUAUAAACCCACCCUUUGAAAUGGUUGAAAAGCUCAAACUGAAGCAAAUAUCAGAACCCAAAUCUUUGCAAAUGGGAGCUAAAGAAUCUUACACACCAGAAGCUCUCCAUAAAAAUGUUGCAAUAAUUUUUGGUGUUACUGGGCUCGUUGGGAAAGAGCUGGCCAAGAGGCUGAUCUCCAAAUCAGAAUGGAAGGUCUAUGGGGUUGCUAGAAACCCAGAAAUCAUGCCCAUUAAGCAUUCCAAUUUCAAUUUCAUUCAAUGCGAUCUGCUAAACGCUUUUGAGGCCGAAAAGAAGCUGUCCCUUUUAUGGGAUGUGACCCAUGUGUUUUGGAUCACUUGGGCAAGCCAAUUCCAGUUGGAUAGCAAAGAGUGUUGCGAGCAGAACAUAGCAAUGAUGUCCAACGCCUUGAAUUCCAUCAUUCCCAGAGCCAAGUCUCUGAAGCAUGUUUCUCUUCAGACAGGGAUGAAGCACUAUGUUUCUUUGCAAGGCCCUUUUGAUGAUGAUGAUGAGGUAAUGCAACUUCGUUAUUAUAGUGAGGAAAGCCCGAGGGUUGAAAAAAGUUUCAAUUUUUACUACGUCCUUGAAGAUUUUCUCAAGGGUAGGCUGAAAUCUAAGAUUGCUUGGACGAUUCACAGGCCUGGUUUGAUAAUGGGUAGUUCGAAUAGGACUUUGUACAAUUUCAUGGGGAGUUUGUGUGUUUAUGGAACAAUCUGUAAGUAUUUGAAUCUCCCAUUUGUGUUUGGUGGGACAAGAAAAUGUUGGGAAGAGAUUUGCAUUGAUGGGUCUGAUUCAAGGCUAGUAGCUGAACAGCAUAUCUGGGCAGCUACAAAUGAGAAAACCUACUCCAUUGAUGGCCAAGCUUUCAAUGCCAUUAAUGGCACAAGUUUCACAUGGAAAGAGAUAUGGCCGGUUCUUGGAAUGAAGUUUGGUGUUGAAGUAGUGUUUUCAGAGGAGUUUUGGUUCUCCAAAUCCAUGGCUGAUAAGGAAAAAGUUUGGGAAGAUAUUGUGGAGAAGGAAGGACUUGUUCCAACGAAAAUGGAAGAUCUGGCUAACUGGAAAUUCAUAGAUGCUCUAUUUCGUUGCCCUGUUAAAAUUCUUGGGACGAGAGAGAAAGCUGAUGGGCUUGGUUUUACUGUGAGGUAUAAGACAUUGGAUUCAAUCUUGUAUUGGCUAGAAUCUAUGAGAGAUGAAAAACUAAUCCCAUAAAUGUUUUUUCUUUUCUUUUCUUUUUUUCGUUGUUGACUUUUGUUAAAAAGAAACAAAAGUUUGAUAUUAACGGUGAAUAAGGAGCUCCACAAACUGGGUUGAGAAAAUUGAACUUUACUUGUUCUGCGGUUGACUUGCC
Messenger RNA from Ziziphus jujuba (common jujube), 1439 nucleotides. RefSeq names its product (S)-8-oxocitronellyl enol synthase CYC2. The record is from RefSeq and is a predicted model, not a curated record. Bases 113 to 1300 code for a protein of 395 amino acids. The transcript has a single exon. Lineage: Eukaryota; Viridiplantae; Streptophyta; Magnoliopsida; Rosales; Rhamnaceae.